AUGGGGCCGCCGCGGGGCCGUUUGCCCGGGCUCUGCCUCCUCCUCCUGCUGCAGGUGAGCUGGGCGCUGGGCGAGCCGGCGGAGCCGUGCCGGGCCGGCUUUACCUUGGAGCGGUUCACGUUCGUGGUGCCCCGUGCGCAGCUGCUCCGGGGCCAGGUCCUGGGCCAAGUGAGGUUUGAGGACUGCACGAGCUGGAAGACGGUGCUGUACGAUGCAGAUGAUGCUGACUUCCGUGUGCUGGCGGAUGGGACGGUCCUGAUGAGACACCACACCCAGCUGCAUGGGCGGGGGAAGACUUUUACCGUGGAUGCCUGGGAUUCCACUGGCAAGAAAUUCUCUGCUUCAGUGACUGUGAAGACCCAAAGCCCUCACUCAGCACAGGAAUCUGCUUCAGACCAUCCAGCAGAGGUGCUGAUGUUCCCACAGGCCAGACCUGGUCUGCAGAGACAGAAGAGGGACUGGGUGAUCCCUCCGAUAAGGGUUCCUGAAAAUGAGAGGGGCCCAUUCCCUAAAAAGCUGGUUCAGAUCAAAUCCAAUAAGGAUAAAGUGACCAAGAUUAUCUACAGCAUCACAGGGCAGGGUGCAGACACCCCUCCCAAUGGCGUCUUCACCAUCGAGGCCCAGACCGGCUGGAUGAUGGUGACUCAGCCCUUGGACAGAGAAGACAUCGACAAAUACCACCUCUUCUCUCACGCCGUGUCUGAGAAUGGCAAACCCGUGGAGGAGCCCAUGGAGAUCAUCAUCACCGUGACUGAUCAGAAUGACAACAAACCCCAGUUCAUCCAGGAGCUCUUCAGAGGCUCGGUCCUGGAAGGAGCACUGCCAGGGACCUCUGUGAUGCAAGUAACUGCCACAGAUGCAGAUGAUGCUAUCGAGACCUACAACGGGGUCAUUGCAUACUCCAUCCUGAACCAAGAGCCUAAGGAACCCCAUCCCCAGAUGUUCACCAUCCACAGAGCCACUGGAGCCAUCAGUGUGAUUGCAAGUGGUCUAGACAGAGAGAGAGUGAGAGAAUACACGCUGACACUGCAGGCUGCAGACUUGGAUGGGGAAGGCUUAACAACCACUGCAUCCGCUGUGAUUGAGAUCGCGGACACCAACGACAAUGCUCCAGUGUUUGACCCCAGAACGUACACCGUGGCAGUGCCAGAGAACGAAGCGGGACGCGAGGUCCAGAGGCUGACUGUGACGGACACAGAUGAGAUCAACACGGCGGCGUGGCGGGCCGUGUACACCAUUGUGCGAGGCAACGAAGGAGGCUUCUUCACCAUCACCACGGAUCGCGAGACCAAUGAAGGCAUUCUGCGAACAGCUAAGGGCUUGGACUUCGAAGUGAGAAGCCAGUUUGUCCUCUACGUGGCGGCCACCAAUGAGGAGCCCUUUGUCGUGAAGCUCACAACCUCCACGGCCACUGUCACGGUGAACGUGGAGGAUGUGAAUGAGGCACCUGUCUUCGACCCGCCCAUCCGGACAGCCCAGGUCUCGGAGGACGUGCCGAUUGGGCAGAAAAUCACCUCCUACACGGCUCAGGACCCAGACAAAAUGCAGAGUCAGACUAUCCGGUACCGCAUCGGGAACGACCCCGCAGGGUGGCUGGAGAUUCACCCGGAAAACGGCAUUGUAACGGCGAAGGCCCAGCUGGACAGGGAGGCCGUGUUUGUGAAGAACAACACCUACACGGCCAUUGUGCUGGCAGUGGACGAUGGCACCCCUCCCGCCACUGGCACGGGCACCUUGCUUCUGACUCUUCUGGAUGUGAACGACAACGGGCCAGAGCCAGACCCUCGUGAGAUCACCGUCUGCAACCAGAAUCCAGUGCCACAGGUCCUGACCAUCCAGGACAAGGACCUGCCCCCGAACACCUCCCCCUUCAGAGCAGAGCUCAUCCAUGGAUCUGGUGUGAGCUGGGCUGCAGAAAUGGACAGUAAAGGGGAGAUGCUCACCUUGAAGCUGCUGGAGCCAUUGAAGAAAGACAUCUACCAAGUUUACCUGCGGCUCUUUGACAACCAGAACAAAGACCAGCUGACUGUCCUCAAGGCAGAAGUGUGCAACUGUGAGGGGCAUGCAGAGAAGUGCCCAGAGGAACGGCUGCCUGUUCUGGGGGUCCCCAUCAUUCUGGCCAUCCUGGGGGCUAUUCUGGCCCUGCUGAUCAUCCUGCUGCUGCUGCUCCUCUUUGUGCGGCGGAGGAAGGUGGUGAAGGAGCCCUUGCUGCUCCCAGAGGACGACACCCGGGACAACGUCUUCUACUACGGCGAGGAGGGAGGCGGCGAGGAAGACCAGGACUACGACCUCAGCCAGCUGCACCGCGGCCUGGAGGCUCGCCCCGAAGUCAUCGUCCGCAACGACGUGGUGCCGACCCUGCUGCCAGCUCCCCAGUAUCGGCCUCGACCUGCCAACCCCGAUGAGAUUGGCAACUUCAUUGAUGAGAACCUGAAGGCGGCCGACACUGACCCCACCGCCCCGCCGUACGACUCCCUGCUGGUGUUUGACUACGAGGGCAGCGGCUCCGAGGCGGCCUCGCUCAGCUCCCUCAACUCCUCCUCCGACCAGGACCAGGACUAUGACUACCUGAACGACUGGGGCGGCCGCUUCAAGAAGCUGGCCGACAUGUACGGCGGGGGCGAGGACGAGUAA
Messenger RNA from Emys orbicularis (European pond turtle), 2634 nucleotides. Its product is annotated as B-cadherin-like. The transcript is spliced from 16 exons. Gene Ontology annotation, cellular component: plasma membrane; catenin complex; cytoplasm. Gene Ontology annotation, molecular function: cadherin binding; calcium ion binding. Lineage: Eukaryota; Metazoa; Chordata; Testudines; Emydidae. Bases 1 to 2634 code for a protein of 877 amino acids. The record is from RefSeq and is a predicted model, not a curated record. Gene Ontology annotation, biological process: calcium-dependent cell-cell adhesion; adherens junction organization; multicellular organism development.